This is a messenger RNA of Entamoeba invadens IP1, 948 nucleotides long. RefSeq lists its product as hypothetical. Gene Ontology annotation, biological process: nucleophagy; autophagy of mitochondrion; protein localization to phagophore assembly site. The coding region runs from base 1 to 948 and encodes 315 amino acids. The transcript has 2 exons. The record is from RefSeq and is a predicted model, not a curated record. Gene Ontology annotation, molecular function: phosphatidylinositol-3,5-bisphosphate binding; protein binding; phosphatidylinositol-3-phosphate binding. Lineage: Eukaryota; Evosea; Mastigamoebida; Endamoebidae. Gene Ontology annotation, cellular component: cytosol; phagophore assembly site membrane; extrinsic component of membrane.
AUGGAGCCUAUUGAAGUUCAAGCGUACUGUUUUGACGACAAGAGUAAGACUCUAUCAGUUGGUACGACUUAUGGAUUUGUUGUGUAUGGACUGGAGAAGAAAGAUCCAUACGUCCGUUAUAAACGUACGUUAGGGAGUGGGAUUGGACUGAUCACGUCAUUGGAAUCCACCGGCGUUGUUGGAUACGUUGGAGGAGGAAAGACGCCGUACUCGCGUGCGAAUGAUGUUGAAGUUUGGGACGACUCCAGUGCCUCAGUGGUUCUGAAGAAGAAAUACGAGAACGACGUCAAAGCUCUUUUGUUGAAGCGGAAGUACUUAAUAGUAGUAUUAGAACAAGUUACUAUAGUUCACAAAAUCUCAUGUGGAGUUACUCUUAGGUACCCGACCUGUGCGAAUCCAUAUGGGUUGGUUGGCUUUUAUGAGAAGACGAAUUGCUUGAUUACAUUGGGAGAGAAAGAAGGGACGAUUGGGUUCAGUAAGUUGACUAACAACGCAAAUGACAAGAACGAGGUUGAUUCGAUAGUGACUUGUUGCAAAAGUGCGAUCACGACGUUGGUGGUGCAUUCUGGCGGAUUGUACGCUGUCGUCUUUUGUCCGAAGAAACAAAGCUUCUCAUUCAUCGAUUUACAAUCGAAAGAAAAGUACCUUGUUAUCAAUCACCAGGGAUCGACUUUGAAACAACCCCCAUUCAUUUCAAUGUCACAAGUCAUUAUGACUGUUGUAUGUGGGGAUUCCAUUUACAUCUAUGACAUCCUUAAAAAGAAGAACAAAAUAUACUCACAGAAGCUUGAGAGAACACAACACGCGGCUGCGUUCUUGUCGAGUACUGGAGGGAUGAAGUUGUUUGUAAUUGAUAAAAGCGGAUUGCUCGACAUCUACGACAUCGACGUGAACGCAAAUCAAGAAGUCUCAUUCAACUUAAUGAUGUCAAAAGGGUUAUUACAGUGA